CUCGCACGCGACGUUGGUCGGAUGCCCACCAUGCGCGUCCAUCGCAAUCUGGUCAACUUGAUCAGCGACACCGUGACACGGCCAUGUGCCCGCAUGCGCCAAGCCAUGGCGUCGGCCGUCGUCGGGGAUGACGUGCAUGGUACGGACCCGACUGUGCGAGAGCUCCAGCGAACAGCCGCCGACCUCCUCGGAAAGCCCGCCGCGUUGUUUGUGCCAUCAGGAACCAUGGGCAAUCUCAUUUCUGUGGGAGUGCAUUGCAACCGUGGCGACGAGGUCAUUCUCGGCAACCAGUCGCAUGUUUUCAAGUACGAAGGUGGCGGCGUGAGCGCGUUCUUGGGCGCGAGCAUGCACACUGUGCUCAAUCAGCCGAACGGAGAAUUGCUUGUCGACGACAUUGAAGCCGCCAUUCGUGCCGACGACCCUCACUUUCCACGGACCAAGCUCGUCGUGGUUGAAAAUACCCACAACACGUGCGGUGGUCGCGUCGUUUCCACGGACUCUGUGGCUGCAAUCGCCGACCUCUGCGCCCGGCGAGAUCUCAAGCUCCAUGUUGACGGUGCUCGUUUGGCUAACGCAAGCGUGUAUCUCGGCCAGUCCCUCGCGGACAUGCUGGCCCCCGUCGACUCGGUUUCUUUGUGCUUGAGCAAGGGCCUCGGAGCCCCCGUCGGAUCGAUUAUUGCUGGUUCGGAAGAGUUCAUCUACCACGCCAAACGACUGCGCAAGGCACUGGGCGGUGGCAUGCGCCAGAGCGGCACGAUUGCCGCCGCUGGGCUCAUCGCGCUCGGCAACAUCGACCGACUCGCGAGUGACCAUGCGAAUGCACUCCACUUGGCGCACGGAUUGGUUGGUACAUUCGUGUUCCCUUCCUGCACCGUCGUGAAUGUUGUAGGCCAAAAUUCCAGGAAUCGUCGUCGAUAUCGACGUUGUCGAGACGAAUUUGGUGUUUUUCUCGCUGGACCCUGCCUCGAUGGCGACGGCGGAUUUCCUCGCUCACCUCGACGAGGAGCAUGGCGUAUUGCUUGGAGGGGGAUAUGGCAAGGGCGGGAAUCAAAUCCGAGCCGCCUUGCAUCUCGACGUGACCGAAGACGAUGUCGAGUACACGCUCCAGGCUGUCCGUGCUGUCUUGUCCUCGAACUGGUCCUUUGGAACGCCAUCGUCACUGCCGUAGAUCUCGAGUCAAUACUACCUCUUGGUGGUCGUCGCAUGUGCCUUCACAGUAGACUGCCAAGCGGUGUCCUCGGCGUCGCCGCGCCGUGUGUGCCAACGUCGGAACGCUCGACGACACGCUCGGAGAGCAGCAUUUUUCGAUAGAUUUUCUUCGGAAUGAUACGAAAAGUCUGCAUUUUCCCAAGUAUCAGAUGGAUUCGUUGAAGACUUAAAAGUAUCAAUUUUUCUUGUA
Messenger RNA from Aphanomyces invadans, 1399 nucleotides. RefSeq lists its product as hypothetical. Gene Ontology annotation, molecular function: L-allo-threonine aldolase activity. The record is from RefSeq and is a predicted model, not a curated record. The transcript has 7 exons. Gene Ontology annotation, cellular component: cytosol. The coding region runs from base 22 to 1311 and encodes 429 amino acids. NCBI's taxonomy places the organism in Eukaryota, Oomycota, Saprolegniomycetes, Saprolegniales, Verrucalvaceae. Gene Ontology annotation, biological process: L-threonine catabolic process; glycine biosynthetic process.